AUGUCGGACGGCCAGACGAAGCAGUUCGGGAAGAGCCAGAGGGUCGUGCCCGCCGACAAGGCCCAGAAGUGGUACCCCGUGGACGAUCAGUCGCAGCCCAAGAAAGUUCGCAAGACUCUGCGUCCCGCCAAGGUCCGCGAGACCCUCGUUCCCGGUACCAUCCUGAUCCUCCUCGCUGGCCGUUUCCGUGGCAAGCGUGUCAUCCUCCUCAAGUCCCUCGACCAGGGUGUCCUCCUUGUCACCGGACCUUUCAAGAUCAACGGUGUCCCUCUCCGUCGCGUCAACUCCCGCUACGUGAUCGCCACCUCCAAGCGUGUUGACAUCACCGGUGUUGACGCCAAGGCCAUUGAGAAGACCUCCGCUCCCGGAUACUUCACCAAGGACAAGAAGGCUGAGCAGAAGACCGAGGAGGCUUUCUUCAAGCAGGGCGAGAAGGCCGAGAAGAAGGUUGUUGCCAGCGCUCGCGCCAGCGACCAGAAGGCCAUCGACCAGGCUAUCCUUGCCUCCAUCAAGAAGGAGGAUUUCCUCGGCAGCUACCUCGCUACCACCUUCAGCCUCCGCAACGGCGACAAGCCCCACGAGAUGAAGUGGUAA
This is a messenger RNA of Penicillium expansum, 594 nucleotides long. RefSeq names its product 60S ribosomal protein eL6. Lineage: Eukaryota; Fungi; Ascomycota; Eurotiomycetes; Eurotiales; Aspergillaceae. The record is from RefSeq and is a predicted model, not a curated record. Gene Ontology annotation, molecular function: RNA binding; structural constituent of ribosome. Bases 1 to 594 code for a protein of 197 amino acids. The transcript is spliced from 3 exons. Gene Ontology annotation, biological process: cytoplasmic translation; ribosomal large subunit assembly. Gene Ontology annotation, cellular component: ribosome; cytosolic large ribosomal subunit.